Cydia splendana is the source of this 1528-nucleotide messenger RNA. RefSeq lists its product as uncharacterized. The record is from RefSeq and is a predicted model, not a curated record. Lineage: Eukaryota; Metazoa; Arthropoda; Insecta; Lepidoptera; Tortricidae. Bases 1 to 1005 code for a protein of 334 amino acids. The transcript is spliced from 2 exons.
AUGGAAGAAGCUAAUAAAAAAACUGAAGGUACCCUGGAAGACCUAUGCCAGGAACUAAUGCCCCUGAUGGUAGGUGCGGAAGAUUCUGCCCAAACAUCGGAGCAAGCCAUGGAGGGAGUGGAGAGCGCCGACACGGUUGAAAGGAGCGAUACUCAUUGCCCAAGCAACCCAACGGAGGCUCCCAACCCUGACAUGCGCAAGUCCGUCAAGAAAUUGACGGGCUCUGUGAAGGGCCGCUACAAAGCUCUUAGAGGACUAGGAGUGGCGCACGAGGAAGCGCUACAACUGUCCGCAAAGAGCUUUGCGGAAUUUAAAAAGAUGGGGUACAAGUUCGGGUCCUCACACUCCAAACCCGAGCCGAAAUCGGCCAAACGGCCGCGCUCGGAGGAGAAAUCGCCACAGGGUAACGCUAGCAAGUUCCCAAAGGUGAGUGAGAGCCCUACAACCCAACCCCAACCUCCACAACCCUAUAACGAGGUCCUUAGCCAAGUCCGGGUCGGAAUCAAGGACUCCAAGCCGAUGAAUGUCGCGCAAUUGGGGUCCCUAUGCAAUACCAUCCUGCAAAAGAUUGCGACCCUGGAAAUGGACAAGGGACCAAAGUUUAAGGGUUACGCUUACAAGCCAGGCUGGUUACUCAUUACAUGCAGUGACCAAAGAUCUAAAGCCUGGCUUGAGGAAAUAACACCAACCCUAAAACCAUGGCCGGAAGCCAACCUCGGGGUCAUCCCUGAAAAUGAGCUUCCUAAGCCUAAUAUAGGGAUGGUGUUCAUUCCUGAGAUAGACGACUCCAAGGUCAAGCAGUCGCUAUCUCUACUCUAUGCGCAGAACCAGGGGCUGCACACAGAGUUAUGGAAGAUUCUCCACACCAAAGUCGAAAAGGGCGGGGUUAUGGUAACCCUGUCUCUAGACGACGUGUCGGUGGAGAACCUUCAAAAAAAGGGCCUAAAGGCAAACCUAGGUUUCCGGGAGGUCCAGUUUCGGCUAAAGGGCCAACCUAAGACCUAACAGCCAGAAACGCAACCCACCCAAAACCCUACACCGCAGCCUGCAAUCCCUGUCCCACCCACCACCCUAACCCAAACACCCGCCCCAAAGGUGCCUUCCGGCCCAAAGCGGGCGGCUCCUUCCACCUCCAAUCCUACUCCAGGAUCCUCGGGGAUGCAGCGGUUUCUCGCCAACAGGGGAGGCCACAGGGGAAAAAACCGUCCAAGGGGUAGAGGGAACGGAGGAGGCCACCAAGGGCACAACAGUGCCCACCGCCGUGGUAAAUAACGACGCAACCAGGGGUAGGGGGGUGAUGUUCCUACAGGCCAAUCUACACCACGCCAUAGCGGCCACUGCGGUCGUAGAGAAACUCUUCGGCGAAAAUGGCCUGGACAUCGCCCUCAUACAAGAACCAUGGAUAAACAACAAAUCCAUGGUAACAGGACUCAACAGAGCAGGAAAGAACUAUGCAGUGAAGACACCGUAGCUGCCUAUGUCAAUCUCAAAGGGAGAGGAGCACUGAAGGUAAUAGUUUGCUCCGCCU